AUGACGGAAAAGACUAGUGUUCCUAUAGACGCAUCCCUUUUGACAGAGUAUGACGAUCAUGCAGCUAGGCGUAUAUGGGAUGGAGAGGAUAGGGAUCCACAGAGGUUCUACAACCACGGCCGAAAGAUUGCGGGUUUCGCGCGGCCUGACGAGCCACAGUUCCAGGAUGUACUAGCAGCUUCUGGCCCGAGGGACCUCUGUCAGGUGGGCUACACGACAAUACAUAAUGGGAUGCUGAUGACAUUUGCGGAAAGAUGGCAUCUAGAGACUUCCACAUUUCAUCUUCCUCACGGCGAGAUUACCAUCACUCUAGAUGAUGUGGCAUGCCUCCUACAUCUAUCUAUCAGGGAUACCCUCCUUGGUCAUGGUAGGCUGAUGAAGGAGGAAGCGAUAGAGAUGUGA
Messenger RNA from Vicia villosa (hairy vetch), 402 nucleotides. Its product is annotated as protein MAIN-LIKE 1-like. The coding region runs from base 1 to 402 and encodes 133 amino acids. The transcript has 3 exons. Lineage: Eukaryota; Viridiplantae; Streptophyta; Magnoliopsida; Fabales; Fabaceae. The record is from RefSeq and is a predicted model, not a curated record.